GGCGCGGUAGUCUGUCAAAUCAAACGCCGUUGUCUGUGCGUGUUGCUUACCUGAAUCGCGCGCGCGACGAACGAGGGGUGCGGGUUUCGAAAAGUGUAUGCGAGUUUCCUGGGGCAAGGUCUUCAUCGAAGACCUUUGAAGCCCAAAGAUAAAUGUCAAGAAUGCCGGCUACCUCGUCUGGCUAUUUCGGCGAGAAAGUUGAGAGUAUCGAGGAUUACGCAGUACUGCAUCAGUUAGGUAAAGGUGGCUUUGCCAGCGUCUACCUGGCAAAAUGUAAAAAAACCGGCAGGGAGGUCGCUAUAAAAAUGAUUGACAAAAAGUUAAUGCAAGCAGCUGGGAUGGUCGGUAGAGUGAGACAAGAAGUGGCCAUCCAUUCUCGUCUUAAGCAUCCUUCUAUUUUGGAACUAUAUACAUUCUUUGAGGAUUCAAAUUAUGUGUAUUUAGUUUUGGAGUUGUGUCAUAAAGGAGAGUUGCAGAGACAUUUGAAGGAGCGAGCCAGACCUUUUUCAGAGCAAGAUGCUGGACAUAUAAUUAAACAAGUGGUUCAAGGAUUAUUAUAUCUACACUCUCACCAAAUUCUACACAGAGACAUGUCCUUGUCAAAUUUAUUAUUAACCAAUGAUAUGCAAGUUAAAAUAGCAGAUUUUGGAUUAGCAACUCAAUUAUCACGCCCUGAUGAAAAACAUUUAACAAUGUGUGGAACGCCAAAUUUUAUAUCUCCAGAAGUUGCCACAAGAUCAUCUCAUGGCCUAGAAGCUGAUGUCUGGGGUUUAGGCUGUAUGCUGUAUACUCUUCUAGUGGGAAAACCACCUUUCGACACAGACGGUGUGAAAAGUACAUUAACGCGAGUAGUAAUGGCCGACUACGUGAUGCCAGCACAUCUGUCUGACAAUGCCAAAGAUCUCAUUGAUAGGUUGCUGAAAAAGAAUCCGAAAGAUAGGAUCAAGCUACGCGAUAUUAUCAAGCAUCCUUUUAUCACGUCGUUGGAUAAGCAUCGUCAGAACGAUAUUGGUUACACGAGAUUAUCUGGCGAUAAUGACUCUGGCCUGGGUCGCACCCUCUCUUCGUGUGGUCGGCCAAGGUUGCGAUCGAGGUCUGAGGAAAGAGUCUCUAGCAGUCCACUCAUUUACAAUGGUUAUGGUACUGCUGUUAGCGCUAGGAGUGAGCCUCUUUAUACAACACCGACUAGUAUUCACGACUAUCAUAAUUUUAAGUAUCCAAGUUACCAUGGAGUAAAAGAAGAUUCAAUCCUGUCAGGAAUACCCUUGCCUCCGCCAUCGCGUGGUAGCCAGAUAUUCAACUCGCAGUGCGAGAAAACGUCAUCGAGGGGUAGCAAGCAUGAGCUUAGGGACGAGGAAGAGGAACAAACUGAAGCAGCUGCUGUUGCGGCAGAAGCUGCUGCUAUUGUUCGUGCGAGAAGUGAACAUCGGCAGGAUCCGACGCAUGAUAAUUCAACCGAGGCCAUUAGUGUGAAAAUGUCAGUGCUACCACUGUCGACCUUAAGACUGCAGCCAACUCGGCACCGAACGAAAAGUGCUAUACUCACCAUUCUUAACAACGGCGAGGUUUGCGUUGAAUUCAUCAAAAAGAGAAAUAAUAUGGAAAAGAUAAGCGAAGUUUGCAGAAUAUCGGGCGAUGGUCUUCGCAUAAUUCUCUACAAACCAACAGAAGUUCAAGAACCAGGUGAUAAACCUUUGCCACUUCCAUCUCGUGGUGCCGACAGUAUUUUCUCUUAUGAGAGUUUGCCGGCGAAGAACCAUCGUAAAUAUAUGUAUGCUGCGCGAUUUAUCAGUCUUGUACGUGCGAAAACACCCAAGAUAACGAUAUACACGACCAAAGCUAAGUGCCUGUUUAUGGAAAAUGGUCCACAUCCGGACUGCGAGAUACACUUUUAUGAUGGGAUUAAAAUAACGCAAGUAAGUGAAGUGAUAAAAAUAUUCGAGAAGUCCGGUCAAUCAUACGUCGAAGGUGAGAUUCCAUCGGACCUUCAAGAAUACAUCGAUCACUAUACGGAUUCUUACAAGCGCUGUCAGUUAUUGGAAUCAUCGUUGGUGUCUCUUGAAACGGCUACUGGUCAUAUAUACUUUCCAGUGAUCGUUGGACGGAAACCUAGCUCACCUUUAACUGAUUCUACACAGCCGUUACAAGGCAAAGAGAAUCUUUCGCGAGGACCGCCAAGUCCACCAGUGAUGCCUUCUUUCGACGCAACAUGCUCAAUGACUUCGACAAUAAACCCCGGUUUCUCGCAGCUAAGAAGAGCCAAUUCAUUAAGGGUUUCGCAAUCGAAGGCAGUAAAAAUUAGUAUUCCCAAUAUUGGUACGGCUGUGCAAACGCCUUCCGGUGAUAUUAGAGUCGAUUAUAAAGAUGGUUCGGUACUUACUGUAACUCCACAGAACUAUGGCGGUGGAAUAAUGUACGAAAGUCCAACGGGGAAAGUGCUGCGAUUCAAUCAGAAUCAGCCGCAGAGUUCGGAAAUGCCAGCGAUAGUGAGAGAAAAGCUUCGCUACUUGCCCAACAUAGUUAAACUCCUCGUUCAGCCGUCGCACAAGAUAAUACGGUAGUAGAAACAAAAGCUGCAAUACGUGUUUGAUGUCGCUGCACUCACUCACAGUAAUUUUUUGUCUUUUUUAGUCAACUUUAAAAGACGUAUAAUAUUUUUUAUAUAUGGACGUAUAUCUUAAUGAGAUAUUGAUAUGAAUUAUAUGUUAUAUAGAUAAUUUUACUUUAUUUUUGCUAGUAACAUACAUAUUAGCACAAUAAAUAGCUACUCAACGAAUGUUCUCUCUGGUAUUAUAAUUCUAAUUGUAGAAAUUCUUGGAAAAUAUUUUACUAAUGAUCUCAUUUUGUUGAAUAUUUUUAUAUGGCUAAAUUAUAACUAACAUUCUACUUUUUUCGUUUCACUUUCAUGUGUUUUACGCCUUAAUAAUUACUAUAUCGGCAAUCUACGAAAUUUGGUUUUCAUGACGUAUAUAAAAUUUUUUGGUGAAUUAACUUAUUUGAUUUCUAUGUGUUAUGAGUUAUUGUGAAUUGAGUAUUUAAGUAAUUUUAAUAGUUUCUCUUCUGUGAAGAUUUACUGAGAUUUUAUAAGUUUUCAAGUAAGCAGUUUGUAAUCUUUUCUUUUUUUAACGAACAAAAUUUAAUUUAUACAAACUGAUAACUUAUCAGAAUUUCGUUCACGUACAAGAAGAUUAUGUUAAAAAAUACUAAAAUGAAUACCUAACUUGCUGAGUCAUAAAAAGCUCAAUUGUACUUUAUUGUAAUGAUUCUAUUGACCUUAGUUGAACCGCUGAGGAACUGUAUGAAUCAGAUAUGUACAUAUUUGCAAGCUAAGUUUUUUUACUCUAAUCUAUGCGUAUGACUGAGGAUCUAUAUAUUUCUGCAUGAUAACAGAAAAAUUAUAUAAACAAAAAUAUCUAAUUUACAAAAGUUAAUAAAUUAGCAAAUUUUAAAACAAUCGUUGUUAUUUUAAACUACCAUAAAAGUGUCCAAACAGCAAACGUACAUGCACGCACGCGUUCGUCCGAUUUUUCCGCGUCAUAACGAGGCGUAAACACAAAAGGCAUAAAAGCGCCCACUUGCCCCAUUCAAUUCCAUCUUCGCGCGAGUAGGAGAAAAGAGAGAAGGCAAUUUGCGCGCCAAGCCUUGUUUUUUACGCCGCGGACGAGAGCAGCGACGAUUCGGGACACGCGCUUUUUGCUACUAGUUAGAGUAUGCUUCUCCUCUCGUUUCCUUCUUGUAAAAGUAUGUCGUCGUCGUCGUCACUUUCUGAGAAAUCGGCUUUUCUUCGGCUUGCGGAUUCUGUAUGCCCGGACAAUUUCAUUUUACAUUUUAAUCGUGAAAUCGUCAGAUGUUAUCAUUUGCCGAUGUGUAUAAUUACGUUAAUCUUACGUCACAGUCAUAUAAACGAUGUCUGAACAGCCACUUAUAUUUGAUAUUCGCUCAAGCUCAAGUUACAUAAAUAGCGAUAAGGCGAACACGUCAAUCCUCCGUGUGCAUCAAACGCACUUGACGCUAAUCCACUCAUACCGAUCCAACGACGACUGUUUUCUCUUCUCUUUCUCUCGUGAAUGGAAGAAAAAAAGACCCUCUCGUUUGGCUUUCGACUUUUCAUGAAGGUCGGAAAUGAGAAAAUAGAAGCGUUCGUUCGUGCGAUAACUAUAAAGCGCCGAUGAUCAAACGGAAGGAUUACUUUCACCUGCUGCUGUUAGUAGAAAAUAAUUUUCACCGGUGGCCAGCCGCAGGGUCAAGGCACGUCGUUUCGGCCAAUCAAUUGCUGUUGCCUCUCAAGUGAAUUAACGCCAAUCCUCAUAAGCUUAUGAAUACUCUUGGAACCAGUGUUUCUAUUCAUUAAGAGAACAUCCGUGAGCUUUUCACAAUAACAUUAUAAAAAACCACGACACUCAAUCCAUCACGCGUACUUUUCACGCAUUGCACAACAACGCGUCUCACUUUUUUUUUCCUCUUUCUCGAACAAAAGCUGGAAACGAUAUUACGCGCUUCUUGUAUGUACAUGCACUUCCUUUUGGCGCUUGGUAACGCUAUACGUAUACACAUCAAUUAUUCUCCUUUCUGUGCACAUGUCGCUCGUUAUGCAACCCACGACAAAAUCGGCGAACACGAUGAGAAAGCGAGAGAUUGGUUCUGUGGAAGAUCGUGCGUUUUGAACGAAAUCGAGGAUAUGUACGCGUUAAUAAUGGCAUUAUCGUAUUUUGCGAAUUCAUGUUUUUUUUUUUUCGUGGCGCAACGCGAACAAGUGUACGAAGCUAUAGGCGCGUUAAUGAGUUCAAUUUAUGAUUUGUGCCGGCCAACGCGCGAGGAAAUUGCAAACACACGUGAAAAUUAUCCAAGAGUGCAAAUAUUAUUUUCUCCGCGAUGUACAUGUGAAUUUUACGAUCGACAGUGACUGCAUAACUGAGAAACAGAAUUUAUCGCAAAAAGACACAAUUUUAAAAAUUCAACUCGCAUCGC
This is a messenger RNA of Phymastichus coffea, 4968 nucleotides long. RefSeq names its product serine/threonine-protein kinase PLK4 (gene SAK). Gene Ontology annotation, biological process: protein phosphorylation. The transcript is spliced from 13 exons. Lineage: Eukaryota; Metazoa; Arthropoda; Insecta; Hymenoptera; Eulophidae. Bases 153 to 2561 code for a protein of 802 amino acids. Gene Ontology annotation, molecular function: protein kinase activity; ATP binding. The record is from RefSeq and is a predicted model, not a curated record.